AUGACGUCACCCGACACGAACGUUCCUUUUGCGCGGGAAAGCACAAACCCAAAGCUACUAGGUUUGUGCGCAUUACCAGAGAUUGAAAGUAGGUUGUUAGAGUCAGUUGUUCAAGUUGAAAGAGAAUGCGAGAUUUCUACAAUACCUUCCUAUUCAUUUGGAUUAGUUUAUUUUGGGGAUAUAAUUGCUAAUCGUAUCACCUCAACUACCUUAAUAGAUAUCAUUGGAGAGCUUAUUACUAUUGGAAAUGUAAAAGAAGUUGAGAGCAAUGGAACAACAUUAAAUUACAAUGCGGUUUGUAGGGUGAUUACGUUGUUCAAGUUUCACAAUAUGCACAGAGAGCUAAUUCAGGAAUUAUUUAUAAUAGUGAUUCAGCUUGCGAAGACAAAACCAUAUGGAGGUAAAAUUACUAUUACAAAUGCCUUAUAUGCGUCCAAGAUAUUAAUCAAUCCCGACAUACCUAAAGUUGCUGAUCUAAAAAAAAAGGUUUGCACAUGUGUGACAUUGGCAACUAUACAAAAAAUUCAAACAGAUUAUAAUUGUUUUACAAUGCCUGCAAAAAAUGUCAAAGGAAGUUAUAGGCUGAAAAUGGUAAAUUUUGGUGUGAGAAAUGCAAUAAAAAUGCAAGAUUUGUUAUCCCAAGGUACGUUAGGAAGUAUGUACAAGGUUCAGGUUUUAGUCAUUGACCAUACAUGUACUACAUCAUUUGUUCUGUUUGAUCGUGAAGCUAAACAAUUUAUUCACAAAGCUGCAGUCGAAUUGAGGAAGCUUUCAGAGACGGCUUAG
This is a messenger RNA of Asparagus officinalis (garden asparagus), 786 nucleotides long. RefSeq lists its product as uncharacterized. The coding region runs from base 1 to 786 and encodes 261 amino acids. The record is from RefSeq and is a predicted model, not a curated record. The transcript has 11 exons. NCBI's taxonomy places the organism in Eukaryota, Viridiplantae, Streptophyta, Magnoliopsida, Asparagales, Asparagaceae.